Messenger RNA from Triplophysa dalaica, 1446 nucleotides. It is a transcript of the gene cfap410, whose product is annotated as cilia and flagella associated protein 410. Gene Ontology annotation, cellular component: U4/U6 x U5 tri-snRNP complex. NCBI's taxonomy places the organism in Eukaryota, Metazoa, Chordata, Actinopteri, Cypriniformes, Nemacheilidae. Gene Ontology annotation, molecular function: protein binding. The transcript has 7 exons. The record is from RefSeq and is a predicted model, not a curated record. Bases 160 to 1104 code for a protein of 314 amino acids. Gene Ontology annotation, biological process: mRNA splicing, via spliceosome; cytoskeleton organization.
AACAGAUCAUUUCCCUUUUUAUUUGUUGUUUUACUUGUGGUUUUAUUUGUAGUAAAAACAUGGUUGAUCUUUUGAAAAUGACGUGCCAUUCCAAUAAGAGUUACUCCGGUAUCACUUUUGUGUUUAUUUAUUCACACGUUGAGGAAUGAUGAGAUUUAAAUGAAUGUUCAUGUGUCGCCCUCUGCUGCUCAUGCGGUGAACCGAGCGGAGUGUCUUGCGCUGUUGUCAUGGACACGGAGUCCCGCGCAUGCGCACUGUCAGACGUCCAGCAGCGACGUCAUGUUCGGAGAAGCUUCUAAGAUCAACGGAGACGAAUUUAAACUCGAAAACCUUCAUUUCAGCGACAUGAAACUGACACGUAAACUCGUUCUGGCUCGAGCGAAAGCGUCAGACCUCGAGAGCGUGAAGAAAUUAAACUGCUGGGGCUGCAAUCUGACAGAUAUAUCUAUAUUUUUGGAAAUGCCGAACAUUGAGGUUCUCACACUGAGUGCAAAUAAAAUCUCAUCUCUGGAGCACAUAUCAUCAUGUCAGCAUCUCACUGAGCUGUAUUUGAGACGGAACAGCAUUGAAAGUCUGUCUGAACUGAAGCACCUGAAGAACUUGACCCGUUUAAAAGUUCUGUGGUUAGCAGAGAAUCCGUGCUGCGGUUCUGACCCGACCCAAUACCGUCUGACCGUCCUCAGAAAUCUGCCCGGACUGCACAAACUCGACAAUCAGGCCAUCACAGAGGAGGAACUCAUUCUAGCAUUUAAGGAAGGGGAGGAGCUUGUCACACCUCCAGGCUCCGCCCCUCUCAAUUCCACCAAUGGUCUUACAGAAGCAGACUCCGAGACUGACCCUCUCAAUUACAGCAUGGAGGAAACCAAUAAAAUUCGCGCUCAGCUGGGAAUGAAGCUGUUGCCCAGAGACAAGUUCCCAUCGCUGUCGUCCCCGCGGGAGUCUGGAGAAACAUGGAAGAGAAAGAGUCACACAUUGGAGGCGGUUCUUCUCCUGCUGAAGGAUCUGGACAUCGAUGAACUGAAGGUCGUUCAAUCUGUCGCUGAGAGCAAACUGAGAUCACGCAGUCGGCAGAGAGAGCGUCAGAAAUCUCCCAUCUGUACGUAAACAUCUGACCAUCAGCCACACGCCAGCAAACAGAGAAAGUGUGAUCAAAAUGUUUCUUCCAUACUAGAAAUAAUAACGAAAUUCUCAUAAUAACUUUGGACAUUACUUUUAAAACAAGCACUUAGACCGCUGAGUGUUAACAACCCAUUAAACACCUUCACAUCCUGAACAGAACAUCACAUGUAAAGUUUGCUUUAGUGUUUGUUACCAUGUUGCCUUCUGUUCAAACGAGAAGACCUUUCUCUUCAUGUUCUUUAACUACAAAUAACGUUUCCUUUCAAUAUUAUUUAUGAGGAUGUAUUUUUAUAUGUAAAUAAACUCAGGAAUAUGCAUAAACAAGAA